AAUAUGUUGUAAAUUCUCUGUUUGUGAAUGUGGUGUGUUUACGAUGAGCUAGAUCGAUCGUAGAUAGUCGAACAAGCAAAGUUAUUCAUCUGCAGCACCAGAAGGACGACCGCCUGCAGGUCCUGCACCAGGAUGCUACUGACAAUACUGCUGGGCUUCCUGUGUGGUGUAAAUGCUUAUGCCCAAGAAAAGAUUCAGCAGGCUAGCCCGCCGCCAUCGCCGCCGCCGCUGCUGCUGGUGUCGUUUGACGGCUUCCGGGCCGACUACCUGCAAAGGUUCUCCAUGCCGAACCUGAAGCUCCUGUACAGCCAGGGGGUCCUGGUGGAUCAGCUCACCAACGUCUUCGUCACCAAGACCUUUCCCAACCACUACAGCCUGGUAACGGGGCUGUACGCGGAGUCUCACGGCAUCGUGGCCAGCAACAUGUACGACCCCAGCAGCCACAAACGCUUCAGCAUUGGCAACGACAGCGACCCCAUGUGGUGGAGCGAAGCCCAGCCCCUGUGGCUCACGGCCCUCGACUCCGGCUACAAGACUGCGGCCGUGAUGUGGCCCGGCUCUGACGUGGCCAUCGCCAACCGCACCGCGUCGCACUACUUCCCCUACAACUAUCAGAUGACGUUCCAGCAACGAGUGGGGAAUGUCGUAAAGUGGAUGUUAGGGAAUGAAAAGGAGCCAGGAGUGAUGUUUGCGGCGCUGUACUGGGAGGAGCCGGACCGCUCAGGUCACGCCUUCGGCCCUGACAACGUCACUGCCAUGGCUAAAGUUCUGAAAGAGGUGGACGACAACGUCGGCCUGCUGAUGUCGGAGCUGAAGCGGGCCGGCCUCUGGGGCCGGGUCAACCUGCUGGUGACCAGCGACCACGGCAUGGCCCAGUGCUCCGCCGAGCGCCUCAUCCGCCUCGACGACUGCCUGCACCCCGACAACUACACGCUGGUGGACCUCACGCCCGUCACCGCCCUCAUACCGGCGGGAGACCCGGAGGCGGUGUUUGAGCUGCUGAAUAAAUGCCACCCCCACAUGACGGCGUAUCUGAAGAAGGACAUCCCUGAGAGGCUGCACUACCGGAACAACGAGCGCAUCCAGCCCAUCAUACUGGUCGCUGACGAGGGCUGGACGAUCAUCCAGCGAGGGAAUACACUCCCCCGAUUGGGCGAUCACGGGUACGACAACUCCCUUCCCAGCAUGCACCCUUUCCUGGCGGCGGCGGGGCCCAGCUUCCGGAGGGGCUACAGCCUGAGGAGCCUGCAGAGCGUGGACGUGUACCCGCUCAUGUGCCACCUGCUGACGGUGCCGGCGCGGCCCAACAAUGGCAGCUUGGCCCAGGCCCGCUGCCUGCUGGCUGCAGAGACCUGCUGGGACGUGUCCCUGGUGGUCGGGCUGGUGGUGGGCGUCCUGCUGGUCCUCUCCAUAAUCACCGUUCUGUUCAGAUUCAUGAGCUCCCGUCGCGUCUCGGGCUCCCGGCCCUUCCAGAGACUGGAGAUCUCCCACGACGACGACGAUGACGACCCCUUGCUGGAGUGAGGCGGUCGGAGCCGACCCCCUGUUUGUCCUCCAGUAGGUACUUGUUGACAUGCUGCACUUUAUCGCUCUCAUCCUCCCGGACGUGUUCAUGGCGCUUGUUCUCGCAUCCAGGAGGAAGCCAGUUGUUUUGCAAGCCCUCAGGUCUGUUGUUGUGUACCAUAGCUCUUAUUAGGUCUCCAUGAUGUUACUGUAAAACUAUUAGACUUGAACGUGUUUCCCUGGGAGCUGAGGCUGGUUUUAAGGAGACACCUCAGGUGGAGGGUGACGGGACUGGAGGGAAAAUGUUUUCACUUGUUGUUUGUUGUGGGUUUUUUUAUCCGUAUGUGUUUUUUUUUGUCAGCAGAGGGCGCUAUUAGCUUAUUUAAGACUUGUUACAGAUCACAGAGAACCUGCUUCUCAUGGGAGAUUUUGAUGUUGGACAUAUUGAAAGAUUUGAAUGU
Molecule: messenger RNA, 1964 nt
Organism: Cololabis saira (Pacific saury)
Lineage: Eukaryota; Metazoa; Chordata; Actinopteri; Beloniformes; Belonidae
Gene: enpp4
Product: ectonucleotide pyrophosphatase/phosphodiesterase 4
Exons: 8
Coding region: 133-1524 (463 amino acids)
Source: RefSeq, a predicted model, not a curated record